Molecule: messenger RNA, 2524 nt
Organism: Acromyrmex echinatior (Panamanian leafcutter ant)
Lineage: Eukaryota; Metazoa; Arthropoda; Insecta; Hymenoptera; Formicidae
Product: transmembrane and ubiquitin-like domain-containing protein 2
Biological process (GO): ERAD pathway
Molecular function (GO): protein binding
Source: RefSeq, a predicted model, not a curated record
UCGUUUUUCACCUGUUCUUACAACUUUGAUUACCUAUGUCCUCAAUAUCCCCUUCAAAUCCAUUUAAUGUAUUUAUUUAUUCGUUAAAAAUUAAUACGCAUAUAUAACAUGUACAAAUAUAUCUUGAUAAGCUGUAAAAAAUAUCAACUAAGGCCAACAAGAAAUGCAAGACGGGAAUGAUGGCGCGCGACAUAAAUUAUACGCCUCAAAUGUGUGUUCAAAACAUCGUAUAAUUUAUUUAAAUUUAUUUCUCCGAUGACGUGGACUACUUAAUAUGAUUCGUUACUGUCGAAACUCCCUGAUAACGAUGACGAUAAUGAUUAAUAAUAAUAAUAGAAAAGUUUAUUGCGGACGUAACAAAUAAACAGUGAAAUAUAUGUCAAGGGCGGACUCUUCCAAUUCUCCCGCCACGCGAUUAACCGGAUAGCCCGUUGCUUUCGCCGGAACGUUUCGGAUGGUACGGUUUAUCUGAACGAUAAUCGAAAUAAAAUUGCCUGUUGACUUUCGCGCAGAGAGAUCGCGUUAAUUAUUAAUCAGCUCAGGUACAUAUAUGUACGUACACGUUGCAUGUCUCUAUUAUAAACUACUAUAAAAAAAACCUAUUAUUUGCGUCAUCUCUCUCGCGCUCUUUCUCCUUCUCUGUCCUCAGAUGUUUGUCGAUCGAAUAUUUGUGAGUAUUUCGCUGUUACAGCCGUUAUCGCGUCCCACGUUACACAUUGACGGAACUGAGAGAAUUAUGUGCGUAACAAGGAGGCUGCUCGCUCGUCGGUAAAAAGCAGCAAUAUAUCACUUGAGUGGACAGGAUCCAACGACGAAGUUCCUCGGAUUUCUUAAAAUCGUCGAUUUGUGCCAUGAGACGUCGUUCCUCGACCCCGAGGAAGGAGAACAGCAUUCAUUUCGUAGUUCCGUGUUGACAAAUUUCUCUUCGAACAAGAUAACCUCGCAAAGGACGGAUUUUGCCGCAACUUUCUAUCCCGUAUCCUCAAGUAAGAUGUCAUUGAUCGAAGGAGUGGGCGAUGAAGUCACAGAUUUCUUCAUCAUCAUGACCAUACUGUUGGUAGGAUGGCUUGCUUGGUGCUCGACAAGUAUAGCGGAUCAGCCAUUGAUACGUACAGUACUUAUCCUGCGGGACCGAGCGCCUACGCGUAUUACUUCAAUAAGAGCUAAUCAUCAGAACACAAGUAAUCUUAGUGUCCAAGAUGUUAGUCGACCUCACAGGUCAGAAACAGCAGAAGAAGACACACUAGAAACAACUUCGAAUAAUAGUGAUAGUAUACAAGCAAAUUGUCCAAGUGCAGCUGUAGUAGAUACGAGCGAAUUGUCUGAAGAUGUCUCGAGACCAACAGAAUCUACAACGGCGGAAGAAGUACUUAUUGAAGCCAUGGAUUCGUUCAGCAAUACUGAUCGAUCAUUGUUACAAAGAACAGUCAAGACAGAUAAUAUUGACUCGGCAUUGGACCAAACUACUAGUAGUUCAUCAGAAUGUAUGUCAGAGGAGUCAACCUUAAGUGAUAGCAGCAAUGAUAUCACCAUAAAACUGAAGUUUAUAAAUGAUGAUCAAAAAAUAGUUACAGGCAGUCUUAAAGAAAUGCUGGGUGAUUUUAAAAGGAGGCACUUUCAAAUAGAAUUGGAAGCACGUAAAGCGGUACGGUUAGUAUUCAACGGCCGCGUAUUACAACCUGACACUCAAACCCUCGAACAGUGCGGCUUGUUCAACGAUUGCGUGGUUCACUGUUGGGUACAUCAACCGCGACCAGCUACCGUACCGUCAUCUACGUUAGAUAAUUCAUCGUCCAUUUAUUUCAAUUCCCAGCCGUUUUCGGAUCUACCUACCGAUGCAGGGAUAAGUUCAGUACACAACGACUGGGACUUGAGCCGGCUCCUUGUAAGCCUUCUGACGAUCAUCUUAGGUCUCGCGUGGUACUCGCGGUAUCAUUACGCUCAACUUUUCACCGCGACAACCACGCUCGCACUCUACGCGCUUACAGCAAUCUUCACGGUAUCUCUGUUUAGUAAUUUCUUUUCUGAUCAAGAUAACAUUCGGAACGUGGAAUGAUAUGAUGACGAUGAUGACGACGAUUACUAUGAUCCCUUCUAAUAUGAUUACUUCUAAGUUCUAAUUUUAAUAAAAAAAAGCACCUUAAAUACAAAUCGAUAUAAUAUACAUUGUAACGCAUAUGACGUAUACUAUGGAUUUAACGGAAUCAAUCAAUCGGUAAUCUUCGUCGAGUAUUUGCUUUUAACGUAAUUUAACGUUAAUUAACAUUCUCGAGAUCAGAUUUAUCGUUGAUGAUAACGAGCUCAUUAUAAUUUCGUGAUUUUUCAUCUUGGUGUUACUCUCGAAAAUGUAAAACACCGAUUGCGAUAUUUCUAUUGAUAUAUAUUUCUCUGAAUUAUAAUUAAAUUCGUUACAUACAAGAGGUGCAUUAAGUUAUCGCAUAAAUUCUAGUGUAGCGUUUCUUACAGAAGAUUUCAAAAGAAAUUUUCUUUAUGGUGCAUGAUAGUAGAUGACCUAUCCAUCACU